CUCGUUUCUCCAUGAAAUGGUGUCUUCAUCGGGAUUUAAGACGAGGCACGAUUAAUCAUUUCACAAAAAUGACUCACAACACAAUUGGCAACUAAGUUACUCUUGUACUGUCAAACGAAUGGACGCUGUUAUGGUCGUGAGAAGAGCGACAGGAGUGAUGACCUACGUGUCUCCUUCCUCUCAGCUUGUGGUUGGCUGUAAUCUUUCAAAAGGCACGGUUGCGCCGUGCGAGACUGCUAUGCGGAUGUGUGGGGGUGUGCGGUGUUGUGGGUACGGGAUAGAGUGCGUCAGUAUACAGCGAUGUGAACAGGCAUCUCUACCUCAGUUUCAGAGAAUGGGCACGGAUUGUGCUCAUACUGUACUCUGCUGGGAGAUUAUUCAAUUAGUUGCUUCUUACGUUCAUGGUGUAUUGUCAUUCCCAUUCCCAGUAUAAUAAGUAUUAAACAUUUCGCGGAUAGCGUGGUGAGCGUCGAAGUCUCGAGCGUGGAAAUCUCAAGUAUAAAGCUGCAGAUCAAAGACGCGUUGAAUGUAAUUGUUCAACUCUGUGAGGAUUGCGUUAAAUGACCAUCCGGCGAAGAGUAAAGUUUAUGAAUGACUAAUAAAAUAAACGCUCCUGGACACACGUUUUAAAACAGCGAAUGUUUGAUAAUUAUAUCAGAUGUUUGUAUAGUCGAGAGAAGUGCUGAAGUAACGUUCUCAGAAUUAAGAAAAUACCAACUUGUAGCAUUAAAUGUAAAUUUCAAAAAAAUGGAUCAAACACGUCAAGUAACAGCACGCUCUAAGGACUGCUUGGAAUGUCGGCUUGUAGGUGGCAUUGGUAUGAUGGGUAUUGGACUCUACGUUGGUUAUAAUGGGUAUUUGAAGACUGGUUUUUCACGGUCUGGUAUGAUCUGCAUUGCUUGUGGAGCUAUUGGAUUGGGAAUGGCAAGAAUUUUAGAUUUCCCAGAAGUUGAAAAAAUCAAUGACACAGUGAAGAAGUCAUAAAUGGCUAGAUUGGCAUAUUUUAAAUAAACAAUCAUAACAUAUAAAGU
Gryllus bimaculatus (two-spotted cricket) is the source of this 1031-nucleotide messenger RNA. The record is from the annotation of a GenBank genome assembly. NCBI's taxonomy places the organism in Eukaryota, Metazoa, Arthropoda, Insecta, Orthoptera, Gryllidae.